UUUGUUUCAAUUCUGGCAGCAAUCACGCGUGACAGAACAUGGCAAGGCAAUCAAAGAGUUCUUGACCACAAGCUUUGGCCUUCGACAAAUAAGAAACAGUAGGAAGAGAAAAAGAGGCUAAACUACAGUUUCAACUAGAGUGAAAGAGAAGCAUCCAGUAGCUUUCCCGUCUCCUCAAAACUGUUGGCUAAGACUUCAAGACCUUAUUCCUGUGACAGAUUUUAUUAUUCUUUCUGGGUUUGAAUUCUUAAGGAAAAAGAUGACAAAAGAUAGGAAAAUUGGUGUGGCGGUGGACUUCUCCAAGGGAAGCAAAUUAGCUCUCAAGUGGGCAAUUGACAAUCUGCUAGAUCAAGGUGAUAACCUCUAUCUCAUCCAUGUCAAGCCCCAACAGGGUGGUGAAUCUCGCAACCUCCUUUGGUCUACCACUGGCUCACCUCUGAUUCCUUUGGCUGAGUUUCGUGAAAAAGAGGUGAUGCAGAAGUAUGAGGUUGACCUUGAUCCUGAGGUUCUGGACUUGGUUGAUACUGCUUCCAGGCAGAAACAGGUGACUAUUGUCACAAAGAUUUACUGGGGUGAUGCCAGGGACAGACUAUGUGAAGCUGUUGGAGAUUUGAAGCUUGACUGUUUGGUCAUGGGUAGCAGAGGCCUUGGCACCAUCCAAAGGGUACUGAUUGGAAGUGUGAGCAACUAUGUGAUGGUUAAUGCAACUUGUCCUGUAACAAUUGUCAAGGAUCCCAGUGCUCAUGGAUUUUGAUCAGAAAGUCUAUUUAGUUUUGUGCAAAGUAUUGUAUCUUUGAAAAUAAUUGCUGAUCUUGUAUCUCUACAGAGACGUAAGGACAUCUUGAUUCUCAGGUUGUGCUGAAAUCCUGAGUGUGUUUAGAUCAGUUCCUGUGCUGUUUCCAUGACUAAACUUUGUAUGUUCAUGGACAUUGUUCUUGGUUGCAUUAAAUAACAAAGUUUUACUUUCUAUA
Molecule: messenger RNA, 971 nt
Organism: Durio zibethinus
Lineage: Eukaryota; Viridiplantae; Streptophyta; Magnoliopsida; Malvales; Malvaceae
Product: universal stress protein PHOS32-like
Source: RefSeq, a predicted model, not a curated record